Messenger RNA from Ciona intestinalis (vase tunicate), 1294 nucleotides. The record is from RefSeq and is a predicted model, not a curated record. Lineage: Eukaryota; Metazoa; Chordata; Ascidiacea; Phlebobranchia; Cionidae.
ACAUUGCAGAAUAGGCUGGUGGAAAGUGUUAGUGGUUGGUGGUUAGGGCCCUUAGGGGUUAGUAGUUAUAGGGGUCAGUGGUUAGCAAAUAAGGUGGGGGAGGAUUCUUCACUAUGUAUUAUAACGAAAGUAAAAUAAUAAACUUAUGAAUUGUACCAAUUUGGAAAUUUGUAUGUAUAUAUAUAUAUACUAUUUAUAGUUGCAGAAAUUGGAAAUAUAGCAAAAAAAAAAACGUAAAAAUCGUCUAUUUAACUUGGACUGUAGCUCUGUAGGUUAUUUAAUUUUUACCGUUUAUUUUGCACCAAGACCGUUUAAAACGAGAAAAAAAGUGGAUAUAAGGUUUUGCAAUGUCAUCCUAUGAAUGAGCACGAUACGAGCACAACCGAAGUUCGAGACUUUGAUUUAAUGGACCUUCUGCGUUUUAUCAUAGGUGGGGGAGAAGAAAACGACUUUGAAGCAUUUGAAACGGAAAAAUUAGCUCCACCUGCCUCAAAAAUCGUUGUGGAAAAUCUAAAACAGCGUACAGUGACAGAAUUGGACCCUUCAGAAAAAUGCCCUGUGUGUUUGGUGCCGUAUUCUGGCACUGUUAUUGAAAUGCCAUGUAAUCAUUCCUUCCAUAAAGACUGUCUACAUCCAUGGUUAAAUAAAACAAACUCUUGCCCUGUAUGUCGGUUCGAGCUGCUCACUGAUGACCCAAAAUAUGAGGAAUAUAAAAAAGAGAAAGAAAGAGAAAAAGAGAGAGAGUAUAGAGUGGAGCAACUUCAUAAUUCAAUGUUUGGAUAAAUUGAUUAUUUUGUAAUAAAUAAAAAAUUUCAAAAAAAAAAUGCAUUUUUGGAAGAAAUCCAAAAGUAUAAUUGACUAAUAAGUAACAACAUACAUAAAACCUGUAUGUUACAGAUAGGGCCAGGGGUAACAUUAAUAAUAGUAUAAUAUGUAUUAGUGUAUACACCCCCACAUUGUUGAUGUCUAUGCAUUAAACAGCCUUUUAUAUUUAUUCCAUUUUUUACUUAAGUGGCACAGCCAGAAAAAAAGUUGUUUUUAACUAAACCCCAACCCCCCUGGCUACACCACUUGAUGCUUAUGUAUUUUAUAUUAAGGCAUUACAUCACUCAAAUAAAGGUAUGGUUUUUAGAAAUAUUCCCAAAUUGCAAGUUGUUAUUUUUUGUUAACAAUAAUUAAAAUCAGUUACGUUAUCCAGUGCAAUGCCAAUGAACUAAGUUUUCCGCAUUAAAAUUCUAUAUAUAUAUAUAUAUAUAUAUAGUACUGCUGUAAUAAAUUUCCCACGUCUAGACCA